Messenger RNA from Centropristis striata (black sea bass), 3113 nucleotides. RefSeq names its product cytochrome P450 2U1 (gene cyp2u1). The coding region runs from base 157 to 1746 and encodes 529 amino acids. The transcript has 5 exons. NCBI's taxonomy places the organism in Eukaryota, Metazoa, Chordata, Actinopteri, Perciformes, Serranidae. Gene Ontology annotation, molecular function: heme binding; iron ion binding; oxidoreductase activity, acting on paired donors, with incorporation or reduction of molecular oxygen, reduced flavin or flavoprotein as one donor, and incorporation of one atom of oxygen. Gene Ontology annotation, biological process: xenobiotic metabolic process. Gene Ontology annotation, cellular component: cytoplasm; intracellular membrane-bounded organelle. The record is from RefSeq and is a predicted model, not a curated record.
CAUUUACUGUUUCACAACAACAGGAGCUGCGCCGUUAAAUGCCAGUUUUGCCAAGCUGGCAUAUAAUUAAUGAUUUUAUUCCGACUUCAUGAAAACUCAUGAACAUGGGAUAGUGCUAUCCGCUCACUGAGUUCAGUUUAUUUUAACUUCGACACCAUGUUUUCGCUGUCAUGGCUGGAGCGUCUGAGCAGCUCUGUCCUGUCGCAUGUAAACAUUGCAGCUUUUCUCACAUUUCUGCUGGUGUUUUAUUUAGUUCGUGUGUAUCAGAGCAGACGGGACUUCGCAAAUAUCCCGCCGGGUCCGAAACCGUGGCCGAUUGUUGGCAACUUCGGCGGCUUCCUCCUGCCCUCCUUCCUCCUGAGGAGGCUCGGACUGCUAUCAGACACCCCGGGCAGAAACGCGAUGGUUGUUUUAACGGAACAAGCCAACACUUACGGUAACAUCUUCAGUCUGUUUGUGGGGAGUCAGCUGAUGGUGGUGCUGAACGGCUACGAAGUCGUGAAGGAUGCUCUCUCAAACCAUCCCGAGGUGUUCUCCGACAGACCAGAUAUCCCCUCGAUCACCAUCAUGACCAAACGCAAAGGAAUAGUCUUUGCCCCUUAUGGGCCUGUGUGGAGAAAGCAGCGCAAGUUCUGCCACACAACACUCCGAAACUUUGGCCUGGGAAGGUUGAGCUUGGAGCCUUGCAUCCUGCAGGGCCUGGCCACCAUCAAAACAGAGCUGCUGCGACUGAACGAGGAGUCUGGUGCCGCCGGUUUGGAUCCGGGCCCGCUGAUCAGCAACGCCGUGUCAAACGUCAUCUGCUCGCUGAUCCUGGGACAGCGCUUCCAUCACGAAGACCGCGAGUUCCGCAACAUGCUGGACCUGAUGGAUCGCGGGCUGGAGAUCAGUGUGAACAGCCCCGCGGUCCUCAUCAACGUCUUCCCACUGCUGUACCACUGCCCUUUUGGGGUCUUUAAGGAGUUACGGCAGGUGGAAAGAGACAUGACUGUGUUUCUGAAAAGGAUUAUUGCAAACCAUCAGGAAACAUUGGAUCGUGACCACCCGAGGGAUCUUGUAGACAUGUAUUUGAUUGAGAUGUUGGCCCAGCGAGCUGCUGGAGAGGAGGACAGCAGCUUCACAGAAGAUUAUCUCUUUUAUAUAAUAGGAGAUCUCUUCAUCGCUGGCACCGAUACGACUGCCAACACCGUUUUGUGGAUUCUGCUCUACAUGGUUUUACACCCUGAUAUCCAAGACAAAGUACAGGCAGAGAUUGAUGAAGUGAUCGGCACCCAUCGGGUCCUGUCUUUGACCGAUAAGGGCACUUUGCCCUUUACUGAAGCCACCAUCAUGGAGGUGCAGAGGCUGACUGUAGCAGUUCCUCUGGCUAUUCCUCACAUGGUCUCUGAGACUACAGUGUUCAGAGGCUACACUAUUCCCAAAGGAACUGUUAUUGUGCCCAACCUGUGGUCUGUCCACAGAGAUCCCACUCAGUGGGACGACCCAGACAGUUUUAACCCAGCACGCUUCCUGGACAACGAGGGAAAUGUGCUCAGGAAAGAGUGCUUUAUACCGUUUGGGAUUGGUCGCAGGGUGUGCAUGGGUGAACAGCUGGCCAAGAUGGAGCUGUUCCUGACGGUCACCAGUCUACUGCAGGCCUUCAGAUUCAGACUGCCGGAGGGAGCGGCUCCUCCUCCUCUGCACGGACGCUUCGGCCUGACGCUGGCACCGUGCCCGUACACCGUGUGUGUCAGCCCACGUAGAUGAAACUUCUAUAAGGCUCGGACCUAUCCAGUCGCCUCUCCAUCGGCUCUGCUAAAUCUAUCCUCUUAUGUCUAUUUGACAAAUAUCUGUUGAGCCUUUUGAGACUGACAUGGACGAUGAUGACCUAUGACUGUGAGUAAGGACAGGCAACUCAACUCAUCCGUCUCUUGUUGACACUGCCUGGCCAACCUGGCCGGUCAACGUUUUCCAACCUAAACAUCCAAGUAAAUAGAGGAAAAGGUAGAGAAGAUGGGCACCAGCUACGACCCCAACCAUAUGGACCACCAAGACCAUCUCUGUGUCCAUUUCUACAUCACAGGAGGCAAAGAGGCAGAUUGAACACUGGCUGAAUCCUGGUUACACAGGUCCUCUCUGCAGCGCGUCCUGCUGGGUUGACUCCGUGCCCACGUUGGUUUUCCAGCAAUAUGUUUGGAGCUGCAGCAUCCUUUGUUUGGCCGAGACUUGGCUGCAUCCUGGAGUGCAUGAUGGCGCCGUUCAACCAGCCUUACAUUUUUCUGUGUUCCAAUCCAGCAAACACGUUCUUCUUCAUGUUAAAAAUGCACAAACUGAAGGAGCUAAUGGGAUGGCAUUUUUCUUACACUUCAAAAACAUCUAUUGAAUGAAAUAGUGUUAUAUUUAGUUCCAAAAGAUCUUCUUUCAACCAAGGAUCUUUACCAACCAAGAUGAGAGUAAAAGUCUCCUGGAGAGACGAUGUAAUCUGUGCAAAACUGGAAAAGAAUGUGUUAUGCACUUAUGGCUGUAUAUUACUUUUAAUUAUCAAUGAAUGUAUUUAUUAUCCAAGCAAUCUUAAAUACUCAUCAUCGUCAGAAAUGACCGCAAUCCAAAGUGAUACAAGUUAUUACAUUUAAAAUGGUAUUAUCCAUAACCUCCUUAAACCAGCAAAUGUUACAUAUAUUUACUUGAUAAUCAAGUAAUGAGUCUGUCAAUGAGCAACUUCAUGAUUAAGGUCAGUAUUUCAUGUCAGAUGCCUUCUAUUCUGAAAGAUAACUGCUGAAUAUCUGUAUUCAUAUUUUAUUGUUUUAUAAUGUGUGCCACUGAUUAAUAGAAAUUAUUAUAACACAUAUCUAUCCUCAUCCUUUAUCAAGGUAUUAGGGAAAGAAAGAUUUUCUUUGAAAGAAAUAUAUUUUAGUUGCAGACUUGAUGAAAGGCUCGACACUAUUUAAAUAAAAAGAUUGUGUUAAUAAUAAUUAUCUUAAUGUAUGUGGAUGAAUAUGUAUUUUUGAUUCUAUUUUUUUUACUCUUUGAUUUUUUUUUUUGCUUAAAAUUGCUGACAUUUUAAAGAUAAGACUAUCUUCUAAGCAGUGGAAGAUAUCAUUUAAAUAUUUUGUAUUGUUAUUUUUGAAAGAAUA